Messenger RNA from Syngnathoides biaculeatus (alligator pipefish), 981 nucleotides. RefSeq names its product trace amine-associated receptor 1-like. The coding region runs from base 1 to 981 and encodes 326 amino acids. NCBI's taxonomy places the organism in Eukaryota, Metazoa, Chordata, Actinopteri, Syngnathiformes, Syngnathidae. Gene Ontology annotation, cellular component: membrane. Gene Ontology annotation, molecular function: trace-amine receptor activity. Gene Ontology annotation, biological process: cell surface receptor signaling pathway; G protein-coupled receptor signaling pathway. The transcript has a single exon. The record is from RefSeq and is a predicted model, not a curated record.
AUGGCGAAUGCCAACAAGACUGUAGCUAUCAGUGACAUCCAUCCUUGUUAUCAAAUAGAUAAUUUAUCUUAUGUACUGACAAAUAGCCCUUCUUUCACGUGUGUUUCUUUGUACAUAUUUCUCGCAUUAUUGUCUGUGGUCACAAUAUGUGGCAACUUUCUUGUAAUAAUAACCAUCCUUUACUUCAAACAGCUCCAAAAUCCGACCAACUACCUCAUUCUCUCGCUGGCUGUGGCUGAUGUGCUUGUGGGUCUCAUAGUCUUUCCCCUCAGCAUGGCUUUCUCACUGAGCUCCUGUAUCUAUCACGAGGAUCUGUUCUGCAAAAUACGAGGCAGUUUUGACAUAUCGCUCUCCACAUGCUCUAUUUUAAACCUCUGCUGCAUUUCCAUUGACAGAUAUUAUGCAGUGUGUCAGCCUCUGACAUACAGGGCUAAAAUGAAUCACUGUGUUGUUGUGAUCAUGAUAUUGAUCAACUGGGGCGUUUCGGCUCUGAUUGCAAUUGGUGUCAUGAUUGCAGGAUUACAGAGUGAAGAUUGUGAAGAAAGGUGUUUAAUUGAUCUUCUCAUGGAAAACACUAUUGGGCCUAUUUUAUCUUUUUACUUACCGGUCGUCAUAAUACUCUGUAUCUAUCUGAAGAUUUUGCUUGUCGCGUUGAGACACGCGCACAGCAUUCACGUCUCAACAAAGCCCGGAGUGACUGUCAGUAAGAUUGAGAGAAAAGCCACUAAAACUGUAGCAAGCGUACUUGGAGUGUUUCUGAUUUGUUGGACUCCUUUCUUUCUUUGUAUAACUUUUCUGCCUUUUAGCGACGUUUUCGUGCCGGUUCCAGUCAUAGAAAUGCUUAACUGGCUGACACUGUCCAACUCAAUGCUUAAUCCAUUCAUCUAUGCUUUCUUUUACAGCUGGUUCAGGUCUGGCUUCAAGAUGAUUAUAUCAGGGAAAAUAUUCCAGGGUGAUUAUACUAAUUCAGCAUUGCUUUGA